ACUGACAACAAAGUGCGUCUUCCAUCAAGGUUUACAGCAAAACUGCAGGAGCAGCCGCGGCAGCAGCGACUGUUUUCACCCCGAAAUAGCAAGAAAUAGCAAGAUGUCGAGUUUUGUGGUAAACCCAGUUUUCACGGACGAAGGCUGGGACGAGCGCUUCGCUCUGCCCGAGACCAACGCCGAGAACAGGGCGCUGAUAGAGGAGAUUCGUUUAAAGGAGACACAGCUGAAAAGACUGGAACACAAACUCGAGAGCAACAAGGAACAAAAGACGUUAAUGAGUGAAUUCCUCAAAAAUGGCAAACGAGAACUGGAGAAUACUGCGGCUCUGUGUAAGGCCAAGGGGAGAGAAGAAGAGAUGGAGAAACACCUGACAGCCCUCGCAGAGAGGGAGUCCGGUCGCCUGGCACAGGAGACUGCCCACAUGGAGAAUGAGCUCCGGUCUCUAGCUGAGAGGAGAAACUUGCUCGAGAAUCACAUCUUCAAGACCAAACAGAAGCUGGAGGAGUUCAGGAGCCAGAUGAACUGGGACCAGGAGACCAUGGAUGCCUUUUUGGAGGAAUCGGCGUGCAAAGACGAGGACACGAUGGCCAUCAUCAAGUAUGCCCAGCAGGAUGAGCAGAAGAUCAAGUCACUUUCUCUGGCCAUAGAGAAGAAGGCAUUGGAGGCUCACGACAAGCGCAAAGCACUCGACAAAGAGUUGACUGAGACUGUAUCUGCACAGCUUGCUCUGGAUAAGACUACAGAGAAUUUAGAGCAGACGCACCUGGAGACACAGCAGCUCAUUCACCAGUGGGAAAACACCAUCAAGCUGAUGAAGCGGCGUGAUGCUGACAUGCAGCAGUGUGCGCUGCAACUUGCCCAAGCCAACCAGAACAUACGGGAGAGGAAUGCUGCUGUUACAGAGAAGAAGCACCUGCUGGAUACUCAGAGGAGAAACAACAAGGAAGCUGAGAGGAAGAUAACAUUAGCCCAACGCGUGGCUGUCAAACUGCGGCAGGAUUUGAAGGAGCAGGAGAGUAACUGCAGCAGGCUGCAGGACGAGUUGGACAGUUGCAAGGGCACACUAGACAAGGCUAACUCCAGUGUGGAGUCUGUGACAGCCAACAUAUCCAAAAUGAAGAAAAACAUUCAGGAUAACGACAACAAACUCAGCGAGGCCAGGGCCUACAAUGCUGCUCUGGAGGAGAAACUUAAAGUUGUCACUCAGACUGUCCUGAGUGAGGAGGAGAGAGCUGCACAGAUGGACCAGUUUCUUAAGGAUGAGGAGCAGGCGAUCAAGGAGCUGGAUGUGCAGCUGCAUGACUGCAGAGAGGAGCUGUUCCGUCAUAAAAACCACUUGCAGACCCUUAAGACCAAGGGGAAGGAUUCUGAGGCCCAUGUAUCGAGGAGCAGGUCCACGAUCGCCAGCCUGAAGAGCCAGCUCACAAAAGUGGAGAAGGACUUAAUGAAACAGCAGAUGACCAUUAAUGAGCAGGACUCCAAGAUCAUCUGCCUGAGUAGGAAACUGGCACGGCUGCAAGGUGACAUUCAAGUGGAUGAAAAACAAAUGCUGGACAUGAAGAUUGCAGAGUUGACCCAAGCCCUGGAGGAGAAGAAGAAGACUGCCAACAUGUUAACCAACACACUCAAGGAGUCUGAAGUCAGUCUCACUGCUCUGCACAACGGACACGUGAAACAACUGCUUCUCAAUCUCUCUCUCUCUCUCUUUCUUUCUCUCUUACAGGAUGACAUUCGCUUUUUCAGAAAAGAAAUGGAAAAGUCUAAAUGUCAGAAGAGAGCUAUGACUGAGAAGGUGGAGGAGCUCAUGCUACUCAGUGACACAAAUGACAAGGAGCUGAAGAGACUGCGACUCAGAAAACAGGACGACAUGGUUGAGCGGAACAUGGUGAAGUUAGAGGUCAAACGUGUCAGAGAUCUGCUGUACAACAAGGCGGAUACUGUGCUGUCUCUGGAGAAGAGGAGGCUGGAGCUUCAGAGAGCCAUGAAGGAGAGGGUGGAGGAGAUCAAGGUCUUCAGAGAGAUGCUCGGCCAGAAGUUCAAGCUCACCGAGCAGGAGAGACAGAGACUCAGUGCUGAAAUGAACGAGAAACUGUCCAAGAUCGACCUGACAAAGAAACGCUUUGAGGUCGCGACACUUUCAAUGGCAGCUCCUGAGGGGGAGGAGGACAAGUCGCAGGCUUAUUACAUCACAAAGGCUGCACAAGAGAAAGAGGAGGUCAGGCAAAAGGGAGACAGUCUCGAUGCUAAAAUACGCAAGAUGGAGCUGGAAAAUAGAGCACUGGAGAACACCGUCCUGCUGUUCAACAACAGCAACUCGACAUUUCGCAAAUCUCUCAACAAAGUAAAUGAAUCGAGUCCAGAAUACCAAGAAAAACGGAAGUUAGAGGAGCAGCUGAGGACAUCGGAAGACACACUGAAGUACAAGAAAAGACAAGUCCAAGAGCUCCAACAAGACAUACAGGACAUGAACAACACGUUGGCAGGUCUGCUGCAAGAAGAGCAGCUGGAGAAGGGAAAGAUCGAGCACAAACAGUCACUCAUCGCUAAAGUGAACAAAGAACUCGCUUCACAGCGACAGAAAAUGGACAGAGCAACAAAACAGUGUUCUAAGUUGACCAAAGAGAUCCGCUCGGCAAAAAACACCAAGACUGAGACUUUUGAAGAGAAGGACCUGAAACUGAGGGAAUUGAAAGAAUUCAAUAGGAGCAUUGGAAAGAUGCUGAAUGAGACCCUGGAGGACAAGCCUGAUCUCAGAUCAGUGAUGGAGAAAUACUUCCUGCAGGCCAAUCUGUCUCUUCCGACUCCUUCCUCUACUCCGACCAGCCACCGGAGCUCCAAGGCGAACUCUGCCCGCAGCUCUGCCUCACUCAGAUCUCCUUCAUCGUCAGCCAGCAACAGCCCCAGGGCCUCUGCAUUUCAUUCGCCCGCAUUGAAGACGGUGGAGCUGAGCUUGGAUAUGACAGUGGCUUCCCCUCCUCUCACCAUGUCUAGACGUUCCAGCUCUGCAAACAGCGGCAGCAGCAGCAGCAGCAGCAACAGAAAGCUGAAGAACAACUGAACAACUUUACAUGAUGGACACGAUUCUGAAUUUGUAUUUAACCAAUUCUAUUGUUGGCUUUAAAUGUGUUGUUUGUAUCUGAUAUGAAAACUUGACUGCUGUUCAUUAAAAAAAAUACACUUAAAACUGUGGUGUGCAACAAUUAAGUAUAUACUAUGUAUAUAAAUAUAUCUGUUAGAUUUAAACGUCUGCAAACUCUCUGUGUUUCUCAGUGUCAUAGGACUGGAUAAUGAAAGGGUGUGGAAAUGACUUCUUUAAAGUUGUGUGACAGC
Messenger RNA from Solea solea (common sole), 3333 nucleotides. RefSeq names its product coiled-coil domain containing 39 (gene ccdc39). Lineage: Eukaryota; Metazoa; Chordata; Actinopteri; Pleuronectiformes; Soleidae. Bases 104 to 3061 code for a protein of 985 amino acids. The transcript is spliced from 19 exons. Gene Ontology annotation, cellular component: axoneme. The record is from RefSeq and is a predicted model, not a curated record. Gene Ontology annotation, biological process: cilium-dependent cell motility; inner dynein arm assembly; cilium movement.